AUGACCACCACUACUGCCGAUCGAUCGGGUGACAAGCGCAAGAUCUCUAAUGUGGACGACCCCUGGGAAGAAGAACUAUCCAUUCCAGUAAAAGCAACUCCACCCAACCCGUUUGCUCGAGCCGCCUCUGUCCUUGAAGAUCAAAAUGAAAAGCUACAGCAGACGUGUCAUGCAUUGGAGGAAAAACUAGCCACGCUCAAGGAAUCAUUGGUCGACAUUGAAAAACGCCUCUGUGAUGAAAGCCGCCACGUGGAUGAGCAAAGCAUCUUUUAUGAUCAAUCACUUUCGACCACUGCAGCAAUGGCACGGUCUUUGAUUCAUCCUUCAUCCGAUGAAAAUGAUGCUGUGCUAUCUUCCUUGCAUGAAUUUCUUGAAUUGGAUGAUCGCAUAGCAACAAAGAUGGACCUAUCGCUCAAGGACUUGCGUAGUCAAUUAUCGAUUCUCAACUCACCAAGCGAGGAUGGUUCGGCUCAAGAGAGGAUGAACGAUAUUGAACACCAAGUCGACAACUUCCAACGAAUCGAGCUCGAGUAUGCCAAAGCACAAGCUGCAUGUGAUGCACAUCAGACUCGAAUUGCCAGCUUGGAAAAUGAUUUCAAAAAGCUCAAUCACCUACCUCAAAUCAUGGACAUAUUAAGGAACACUACAGCCGGGUACCAAGCCGAGGUGAAAUCCAAUGUCUACAACCAGAAGCAUCAGUUGCAAAAACGUAUCCAUCCAACACUUUCAAGACUCGCUGAUUUGACCAUUCGUGAACCUCUCCUAUUGGAACAAAACGAAGCUCAUAAAAGGCAAUUGUAUGAUUACUGGGAUGGCCUGGAAGCUAUCGCAACACACCUUUUACGACAACAAGCAAUUCAGCACCUGGCAUACUAUGCUUGUGAAGCAGGAAAAGAAGAUUGGCACCUGAAACGCUGUACUGUACUCGCAUUGUUGGAGGAUCUCAAGGAGUGCAAGGAAAAACAUCAAGAGCAAAUGAAAAAAUGUCAAGGGAAUAAAAACGAUCAGCAGCACUAUUCCGAUCAUGCGGAUGACGAGGAGCUAUUGCAUCAAAUCGAACUCUUGUUAAGACGACCUUACCUUGAUCAACCAUCCACAUCAUCCAGGCGGCGAUCCUUUCACGAAGAGUCCAUCCUGAACAAAGUCAGCACCUUAUUGCAAUUUGAAAAGAAGUGGAAAAACCAAUGGGCCGACACGAUUGGUGCAAGUCUCGAUGCGGCGAAGCUAUUGGAUGACUGCAAGGAGAAUAUGUGGGACGCAUUGUGCUAUGAUAAUUCGGAUUCACGAGACCGGCCCUCUUGGAUACCAGCCGAGCACACACUCUUGCAAAGCGAAUUGGAGCUACGUAAUCAAGAUGCUGUGGACGCAAUAGACAAUCUCGAACAUAAACACAAGGCGGGUGAUGAUGAAUUCGAGCUCAAGAAGCGAUUGCUCAACAUGAUGCUCACAGACCCAGACCGAUUUGGAGAAGCAAUGAUGAUGGAACUAGAAACCGAAGACCAAUCACCUGAAAUUUGA
This is a messenger RNA of Lichtheimia ornata, 1518 nucleotides long. RefSeq lists its product as uncharacterized. The coding region runs from base 1 to 1518 and encodes 505 amino acids. The record is from RefSeq and is a predicted model, not a curated record. NCBI's taxonomy places the organism in Eukaryota, Fungi, Mucoromycota, Mucoromycetes, Mucorales, Lichtheimiaceae. The transcript has 13 exons.